Messenger RNA from Schistosoma haematobium, 2330 nucleotides. It is a transcript of the gene DRAP1, whose product is annotated as DR1-associated protein 1 (negative cofactor 2 alpha). The record is from RefSeq and is a predicted model, not a curated record. Lineage: Eukaryota; Metazoa; Platyhelminthes; Trematoda; Strigeidida; Schistosomatidae. Gene Ontology annotation, biological process: negative regulation of transcription by RNA polymerase II; positive regulation of transcription by RNA polymerase II; transcription by RNA polymerase II. The transcript has 4 exons. Gene Ontology annotation, molecular function: transcription corepressor activity; core promoter sequence-specific DNA binding; RNA polymerase II general transcription initiation factor activity. Bases 28 to 693 code for a protein of 221 amino acids. Gene Ontology annotation, cellular component: negative cofactor 2 complex; nucleus.
UUCAGCGGAUCGUUCAGUAGUGCAGAAAUGCCAGCUAAACGAAGGUUUGCAUCUCGCUUUCCAACGACAAGAAUUAAAAAAAUCAUGCAAUUAGAUGAAGAAAUCGGCAAGUUGACAGCUACUGUCCCUCCUGUUGUUUCACGUUCCUUAGAAUUGUUUCUCGAACAGCUGCUUAAUCAGGCGUAUGAAUUCACUGCAACUAGAAACUCGAAAACAAUAAGUCCCGGGAUUAUUAAAUAUGUCGUAGAACACGAACCUCGCUUUACAUUUUUGCGUUCCUUGGUUGUCAAUAUCCCAGAUUUAAAGCCUAACAGUCGAAAGCAGAGCUGUUCCAAACUAAGUGCAGAUUCAGAUAUACAGUCGGAUACUAGUGAUGGCACGUCAUCGAGCGUUGAUGAAGUACACCAAAGCAAUAUGUCCUCUAGUGUUAAAAGGAACUCAGGGCAAAAGCGAAAACAGUCUCCGACCUUUCGGAAAGCAAGUAAGCAGAGUCCCAUCGGAGAGGAUAAUAAAACUUCAAGUUCACUGGAUCAGAAUCACGGAUCUGCCUUGGAUUUAUUGUCAACAACUAAAGCUAGUAAAAUCCGCAAAAAUGGUGACGUUGUCGGGAGUUCGAGCAAUGGUUCCGUUUCUUUUAGUAAUCCCGGUGUUCGGAACGAAAGUCUAGUCGAUUAUCAGUAUACUGAAGCAUAAUACACUUUUAAGUACUUGUAUUUAAUACAUUUAUAUAAAUACCACAUAAACACAGUCCAUCUGUAAUUUUUAUCAAAUCUCAGAACCCACUUUGUACAGAAUAAAGUCAUUGUCUAUUCAUUCAUCCGUUGCAAAUAAACGCUAUUGUUACUAGAAUAUGUCGUCACUUGAUAAUCAUGGUAUUCCAACUGCUCAUGUAGCCUCUACUGGUCAUUUUGAAAAACAGUGCAGACUCACCAUUGCUGUGACCUCUGGUGGUCUUGUCGUUAAGACUUGUGCUCAGAAUUUGUGACACUAGGGACUUUGUGUAGUGUAAAUUUCUAUGGUCUCAAUAAGCUGAGCAUCUUAUAUACAAAAUCAUUGUCAUAUGAAGUAGUCCCAGGUGACGGCCGACCAAAUUAUCAAGAUCUACACGUUUGAUGAAACCUUUCUCUGUGUUUCUUAUUGAUAUGUAAAAAAAUGGCGGUACUAUGGGCAAACUCACGAUUUGUUUUUACAUAAUUGUGAUUGGGAACUAUUGUAUACUGACGUCUAAAGAUUGAGGUAUGUUCAUGAAAGGAUAUGGAUGUCACUAUUUAGUCAGUUGAUAAGAAAUAUCAUGGUUGUGAGUAAAGCAUGGCUUUUACGAAUGAUGAUAUUCAGCUAAUCUCAUGUAAUGGUUCACGUUAGGACAUAGUAAUAACAAUACUUUUUGUGGUUAUAUAAAAGGUUGGACUAGUUUUGUUCAGUGAGUGAUCUUUGAUUGACCGGGCUGGUUCAGAUUUUUGGGUACUUAUAAUUUCAUUCAUCAAAAUCGUCCAAACUAGCACAAAUGUAUUCUUGUUCUGAACCUUAUCUCCUUUGUUGUUACUCCCUUUAUCAACAUCCGUCUCAGUUGUUUGUUUGUAUAUCUUUCGGUAGUCUCAUUGUGACAACUUGUUUUAUAUCGUCGUUAAUUUAAACCUAAUCUCUAUAGUUUCUUUGGAUAGAUUUGCACUUAUAAACUAUAAAGAGUUUAUAGAUUAAUGUGCCGAAAUAUAUGUUGCCAGGGUCUAAAAGUUCGGUUUAUGUAUUUCACACAGUGGUGACCUGUAAUUAAAUAUUUUACCUCCGUUAUUAACAACAUAAGCCUAUCAACAUCUAGUUUGUUCUCAAUGCGCCAUUUGUUAUCGCAGUUUGGCACUGCAACAUUUUCAAGAAAUAUAUUAACUAGAUCUAAAAAUUAUUCGUUUCUCCACAAUGAAUUUUAUUCGGUUUAGAUUUCUACUAUGGUUCCUAAAAGCAGAGUUUAGUUAGAAACAAAUGAUUUCCAAAACCCCAUGAUAAUUAUUUUGUUCGCUGGUGCCUAGCUUUGAGAGGAAGUUUCUGUAGUUCUAGUGAGUUGUGACAAGUAGAGUUCAGUACGUACCGGAUGUGAGAAAGGUACACAUUGAAGACAAUGCAAUAUUGUGAAUUGAUUGAAGCUAGACGUGCGCAUCAUUAAACAUUGGCUCAGUGAUCUACGGGUUAAGCGUCCACGAGCAAGACCGAAGAUGCAAAUUUCGAUCCCCGAUGGUGCGGUCGUGGAUGCGCGUUAUCGCGGGGUCCCACUUUAGAACGAAACAGCUGUUCAGUGCUUCCGAAUUCUCAAUAAAUGUUUUAUGUAAAUAGGUCCGUGG